Molecule: messenger RNA, 2279 nt
Organism: Mugil cephalus (flathead mullet)
Lineage: Eukaryota; Metazoa; Chordata; Actinopteri; Mugiliformes; Mugilidae
Gene: mindy1
Product: MINDY lysine 48 deubiquitinase 1
Exons: 11
Coding region: 593-2164 (523 amino acids)
Biological process (GO): protein K48-linked deubiquitination
Cellular component (GO): cell periphery; cytosol
Molecular function (GO): cysteine-type carboxypeptidase activity; K48-linked deubiquitinase activity; cysteine-type deubiquitinase activity
Source: RefSeq, a predicted model, not a curated record
GGGAGGAUCCGCGGAGAUGUCCCGGUCAGGAUCCGGUUCUUCUUAGACUGAGCCGCUUUGGUUCUGGUCUGAGGAAAGUUCUGACAACUGAGCUCAGUGAAACAGGAAGAAACAACACAUACGUAUUCAUUGUCAUGUUGUUGUUUUUGUUGUUGAUUGUGAACAUUAGAGGAUCUUAAAAGAAAUAAUUUCGACAGAGCAUUGAAUCAGGCCCAACCACAUAUUACAGUGGCCUUCACCUGGGUUCACGUGUUAGUGUGUCUCCUGGUUCUGGUGCUGGUGGACCGGGUUCUUCCUGCCUCAUUGGUUGGUUGUGUUUCUUCUCAGGUGAGCCAGGACGACAUCUGGAGCCUUUGUCUGGAGUUUCUCUCGAGGUUGUGACCGGCGCCAUGUUCAUCCUCAGUUUGUUUCCUGGGUUCCUGUCUCCUGGCGGCCAUGUUUGAGCUGCCGGCCUCCACCUCCACCGCCGCCUCCACCUCCACCGCCGCCCCUCCAUCUUAAACCUGACUCUGAGGACCAGUUUGCCUCUCGUGUUUUUUUUUUUUGUGUAUUUUCGUCACUUCCUGUGUUUUGGGCCUCGUCUCUGGGGCUGAUGAUGGCGGAGUCCAGCUCGGAGCCCGAGGCCGCCACCACGGGAAGCUUCUCCAAAGAACUGAGCGUAAACGUGCUGACAGACGGAUCGGGCCUCGGAGCCCACGUCCCGAGCAGCAACAGCACCGAAGCCCAGAAGGAUGCCACGCCCUCGUCACCGCACAGUCCGUCUGAAAGCAAGACGGCGAGCAGCGUCGCCACAGAAGAAGAAGAAGAAGAAACCCCAUCGCCUCUGCUCAGACACAUGAAGACGGAAGCAGGACCGGACAGAGGAGCAGAUCCAGGUCUGGACCUGGAGGACGGAUGCGAGGACCGGCGGGAGUCCACUGACUCGCCGUCCUUGUCCGGCCCGAGCCUGGAGCUUUCUGACGGGGCCACGGCAGCAGGGAACUCUCUGGAUGUGGAGGACGGUCUGUCCUCAUCCUGCUCAGCUCCAUCCACCGACGUCCCCGGUCUGAAACAGGACGAGGGGCUGGAAGCUGCAGGGGGCGCUGUAGCUGCAGCUCCGCCUGCCCCCAUGCCGGCAUAUUACCUGGUGAAGUGGAUCACCUGGAAGGAGAAGAAGACGCCCAUCAUCACCCAGAGUGAGAACGGACCCUGCCCCCUGCUGGCCAUCAUGAACACCCUGUUCCUUCGCUGGAAAGCUGAACUUCCUGCUCAGACUGAAGUGGUCACCACCGAGGACCUGAUGGCUCACCUGGGAGAGUGUGUGUUGUCAGUGACGCCCAGAGAGAAGACGGACGGCAUGGAGCUCAACUUCCAGCAGAACAUGAGUGAUGCGAUGGCGGUCCUGCCCAAACUGUCCACCGGUCUGGAUGUAAACGUUCGCUUCACCGGGGUCUCAGACUUCGAGUACACACCAGAGUGCAUCGUGUUCGACCUGUUGGACAUCCCCCUGUACCACGGCUGGCUGGUCGACCCUCAGAGCCCAGAGACGGUGGCGGCCGUGGGGAAACUCAGCUACAACCAGCUGGUGGAGAAAAUCAUCGACUACAAACACUCAGCAGACAGCAGCCGAGUCAGUGAAGGUCUCGUGGCUGAACAGUUCCUGGAGUCCACAGCGACCCAGCUCUCGUAUCACGGCCUCUGUGAAGUCAACACGACGGCGAAGGAGGAAGAGAUCUCGGUCUUCUUCAGGAACAACCACUUCAGCACCAUGAUCAAACACAAGGGGCACCUGUACCUGCUGGUGACGGACCAGGGCUUCCUCCAGGAGGAGACGUUAGUCUGGGAGUCUCUUCAUAAUGUUGAGGGCGAUGGAAACUUCUGUGACUCUGAAUUCAGGCUCAGUCAUCCUCCUCAGAGAGCUCCGCCCACUUCUCACCUGCCGCCAGGUGCUGAGGAGCAGAGGCAGAUCGACCAGGACUUCCUGGUUGCCGUGUCCCUGCAGGGGGGGGCGGGGGGGCCCCUCAGUGACCUGGAGUUGGCCCGCCAGCUCCAGCAGGAGGAGUACCAGCAGCAGCAGCCCCGCCCACCGGGGGCGGCGCCCACCACGGCGACUCCGCAGGUCAGAGGUCAGGGGUCACAGCUAACCAGGAGGAGAGACAAAGAGACGGAGUGCGUCCUCUUAUAGACUCUUCCUCGUCUUCAUCAUCCAACACGAAGCCAAACCUCAGCACCGUCGCCUACUUCCUGUUUGUAAAUUUGUAAGAAAUGACGACGUCUAAUAAAUCUGCCUUUAAGACCGA